UUAUAUGUAGACAGCACAAAUUGUUUAUCCAUUCAUUCAUUGAUGGACAUUUGGGUUGUUUCCACUUUGGGCUAUGUGAGCAGCCUCUCUGAACCUGUGUGGACAUGUACGUGUUUGAGCAUCUGUUUUCAAUUAUUUGGGGCACUGGAAUGUUCUGCUCACCAUUCCCCUCUUCUCAGUCUGAAUUCUUACGGAGGGAAGUCAGGGAAGGUUCCCAGAGGAAGUGGCUUCUAAACUGGCACUGUCCUGACUUCCCCAUCACAUCUCACCUGGAUUUGUAGUUGCUGGUUGUCUGUCUGCUUCCUCCUGGGCUCCUGGCUCUGCCGUGAGCAGGGCCUGUGCCCUGUGCCCUGUGCCCGUGCACGGAGCCCACGCCGGGUGCACAGUAACGGUAGCUGGCACUCACCCAACACCUGGUGGUCCGUGCGCUGCCUGCUGGGCUCCUCAUCCUGUGUCUCAGGUAGUUUCUAAAUCCCUGGAGGGAGAGAGGAAUAAUUAUCCCAGUUUUACUGGUGAAGCAAAGGAAGGCAAAGUGACUUGCCCAAUGUCACACAGCUGUGGGGGGAUGCUGCUGGGCUGUCUGAUUCCAGAGUUCCUGCUGGUGACUUCUUGUUCUGAAUAAAGGAGGGGACUUGAAGAUUAAUGUUACCCCUUCAUUGUGUUCCUGACAGGCCACAGGCAGGAUGGCUGGUGCUGAACGGAGCCGGAGGUGACUCUGGGGCCCCCAGCGGCAGCUCUGUCUCCCAAAGAUGAAGUGGCCCAGGUGAAGCCCAGGCCACACCUGAUGGCCAGCUCGGGGACUGAGAUCCACUGGGCUGAACCGGGCCUGGGGAAGGGACGGCGGCGCUGGGCCUGGGUGGAGGAGAAGGAUGCAGAUAGAAGUGGCCUGCAAGGCUGGGGGGAAGAGGGGACUUUUCCCAAUGCCACCAGCCCCGAGCUCCUGGAGGACUUCCGCCUGGCCCAACUGCUGCCCCCGGAGUGGGACCCAGACCUGCAGCCUGAGGGACAUCAGGACCCCGAGUCAGGGGAGUCUUCCGGAGAAGAGAUUGAAGCGGAGGAUGUGGACAGCCCGGAAAGUUCCAGCUUGCCUGUCAACUGGCUCCCCCAGCAGGACCAGCACUUGGACAUGACUGAAGAGGAGCGAGAUGGGGUCCUCGGAAGUCCUGAGGUUGAGGACGCUGGAGAGAGCUCCCCAGCGAUGAGCUAUGAGGCUGCUGUCAGCUCAGAGGGCAAUGGGAACACCAGCCCUGUGGCCCUGGGGCAGGGGCAGGCCAGAGGCUGGGUGGCCUCCGGUAAACAAGCCAGUGGAGACAGACCUUCAGAACAUUCUGAGGUCAACCCGUUCGUUGAACUCAGCCCAGCAAGGUCCUGGAGCAGUGGGACUGUGAGCCUCGACCACGCUAGUGACAGCCUGGACUCCACCUGGGAAGGAGAGACCGAUGUCCCCCAGCCCACUGCCCUGGCAGAAGCCUUGCCACAGAGCCCCAGCCACCACCUCCUUAACCCAGAUGACAGAACUGCGGGCUGCGUUGCUUGGGCAACCCCCACGGAAUUCCAGGACCCCUCGACACCCCCAGCCCAGAACCCCCAGCAUGCCACUGAUAGACGGAGGAAAGGAACUGCCAGGCUCUCCCGCCCUCAGCCCGAGGACCAAACCUGGAAGCAGACGAAGACGUCACCUAAGCCGCUCCCCUCCCGAUUCACUGGCUCCAUCAGCCCCUUGAAUCCUCGGCCUCGGCCAGCCCGGCAGGGCAGGCCACCACCCACACAGGGAGCCACUCUGGCUGGCCGCUCCUCUUCUGAUACCCCCAAGUACGGCCGGGGGCGGCUGAACUACCCACUCCCUGAUUUCUCCAAGGUGGGGCCCCGUGUGAGGUUCCCCAAAGAUGAAAGCUACCGCCCCCCCAAGUCCCGGAGCCACAACCGGCAGCCUCAGGGCCUUGCCAGGCCCCUCAUCUUCAAGUCACCGGCCGAGAUUGUGCAGGAGGUGCUGUUGAGCAGCGGAGAAACAUCCCUGGAGAAGGACCUGCCUCCUGCCCACCCUGUCACCAGGGUACCCCAAGAGUUUCAGACACCUGAACAAGCCACUGAGCUGGUCCAUCAGCUCCAGGAAGACUACCACAAGCUCCUCACCAAGUACGCGGAGGCCGAGAACACCAUCGACCAGCUGCGCCUGGGGGCCAAGGUGAACCUGUACUCGGACCCGCCCCGGCCCAGCCACAGCGUCCAUGCAGGAACGGUGCCCCAGGGGACCAAGGUCUUGUCCUUCACCAUCCCACAACCCCGCUCAGCGGAGCGGUGGCCAGACCCCGCCGAGGACCCCCAGGCCUCUGAGGCCUCAGGGUGGCCAGCGGCUCGAGGAGACCUGAGCCCCUCCUCGCCCACCUGCAUGCCCACCCCAGGGUGGCUCUCGGAGAACCAAGGCAAUGCCAAGGACCAGCCCUCAGCGGAACAGGCCCAGCUGCUGGCCUCUCAGGCCAGCCGGUUCCUGGCCAAGGUGGAGUCCUUUGAAAGGCUGUUGCGGGCAGGACGGCUCACGGCCCGGGACCAACUCAAGGGCUUCCAGUGGCUAAAGGCUGCCCACGCGGCCCUAGAGGAGCAGUACCUGAAGGCCUGCCGGGAGCAGCACCCCGCCCAGCAGCCCGCCAGCUCCAAGGGGACACCUGGGACAUUUGAUCCCAGCAGGGAGCUGGAGGCAGAUAUUUACCACCUGGGAAUCUGCCUGGAAGAGCUGAAGGACCACAUGGACCAGACCCAGCAGGAGCCUGAGCCGUCCUGGUCAGACCCAGCCCCAGAUGGCAGCCCAGCCGUGCCCUUCGCCCACCAGCCAACACAUCCGCCCGCUCCUUCAGAACAAGCCCCCACGCCAGCAGCCAUCAAGACCCUCUACCCCGAGCCUGCCGCUGCCGCUGCUGGCCCCUGCCCGUUGCACGUGAACGAGGAGGGGAGGUCUGGCAGCAGUGAGGUGGAAGAUAGGCCUCGAGACCUCCCAGCGCCGCUCAGGCACAAGGAGCUGCAGAUGGAGCAGGAUUUCCAUGGCCUCCUGGAGCGGUACCUCAGCAUGAAGUCUCUCCCAGAUGCCAUGAGGAUGAAGGAGGAGGAGGAGGAGGAGGAGAGCCAUGCCCUGGAAGUUGAUGGACCAGCUCCAGCUCCAGGGAAAGCAGAGGCCACCAGGGUCCCCCCAAGGCAGCACCUGGCACAGGCUGAGAAAAGUCACAGUGUCCCGCUCGAGGAGGCCGUGGAGCAGAUGGUGUCUGUGAAGCCACCAGGCUUGCAGACAUCCCUGGCCAGAGACAGGCCCAGGCUGGGCCCAGGCAGGGCUGAGGCAGCCCCUCCGGGCCCUGACACGCCAGCCCACCGUCUGGGCAGCAAGUCCGCAGCAUCCCACCAGAGCAGCAUGACCAGCCUGGAGGGAAGCGGCAUCUCUGAGCGCCUUCCGCAGAAGUGUCUGCGCCUAGCCGGGGGGCCCCACCUGGAGGAGCCCUGGAUGGCAUCUCCGGAGACAGACAGUGGUUUUGUGGGCUCAGAAACCAGCAGAGUGUCACCCGUUACCCAGACCCCAGAGCACCGGCUCUCCCACGUCAGCACCCCAGGAACAGUAGCCCAGCCCUUCACUGCAACUGUGCCCCCGGAUGGAGCUUCCCACCCCAAGACCAGGGGUUCUCCGAUCCCCAGAAGAGCCGCUGAGCCCAGCGCACCCAGGAGCCAAGCCCAGAGGUGCCUGUCCAGCCCAAGCAGGCCUCUCCAGCAGGGGGCGCCCCGCGUCUGCCUGGAGCGGGCCUUGGCCGCCGACAUGGCUGUCCCCGGCUCGGAGUUCAAGGGGCGAAAUCGGAUUUCUGAACAAGUGCGCCCCAGCAGGACAGUCAGCCCGCCCCCGACCCCGGCCCCGGCAGCUGCCCCUCUGCCCCGUGGACCGACAGAGACCACCCCCAGCAUCCUCCUCACCAGAGCGGGGCGAGACCAGGCCAUCCGCGAGCUGCAGGAGGAGGUGUCCCGGCUCCGUCUGCGGCUGGAGGACAGUCUGCACCGGCCACCCCAGGGCGGACCGACGCACCGAGCAUCUGCCUCUGACCGCCCCGCCCGAAUCCGGGAUCGGCCAGCGGAUUCCUCAGCCACCUGGGGCUCCCACUAUGGCAGUAAAUCCACAGAGAGAUUGUCCUGUGAGCCUGGAGGUGAAGAACAGACCGUCUCCGCAGGAAGGCAGCGAGCCAGGUCCUCCUCAGUGCCUCGGGAGGUGCCCCGACUGUCCCUGAGUGUGGAGUCUGAGCCGCCCGCCCCCUGGCUGCUCUCUGAGAAGAGCAGGACCAGCGAGGACGGUCCAAGGGCAGCUCAGGACGGAAAGAGAGGGGUGUCCAGUGCCAGACGGCCAGACAGAGUCACCUUCCGGGGCCAGUACACAGGCCAGGAGUAUCAUGUUCUGCCCCCUAAGACUGUCCCCAAAGGCAAUGGCACAGUCACCUGUCCCCACUGCCACCCCAUCAGGACCCAGGAUGCAGGUGCUGCUGCCACCAGAGACCUGCUGGGACCAGCUCCCGCUGGUGUCCUUCACUGUCCCCUGUGUGGUCGAGCUGGACCCCCCCCAGAGGGAGAAGGCCCAGGCCCAGCCACCUCCGGUGCAGAGAAGGCAGCCACAAGGAGAAACGCACCAGCCACUUCCAGCCCCAAGCAGAGGAGCAAGCAUGCGGGGUCGCCGUCCCGGCCGCCCCCUGGACUAUGGUACCUGGCGGCCGCGCCCCCAGCACCAGCCCCUGCGGCCUUUGCCUACAUCUCCUCGGUUCCCAUCAUGCCUUAUCCGCCAGCCACUGUGUACCACGCAGCCGCAGGACCUACCUCAGCCCCCUCAGCCCCACCAGCCGCCGAGUGGCCCCCCGCGGCCUCCUCCCGGCCAGCCCGGGGACACCGGCACUCCAUCCAGCUCGACCUGGACGACCUGGAGGAGCUCAACGAGGCCCUGAGCCAGGCCGUCCGGGCGGCCGAGAGCGUCCGCGCCGCCACCAAGCAGAUGAGCCGCUCGCUGUCCGCCGACCUGCGCCAGGCUCGCAGCCUGCGGGGCUCCUGCCUCUUCUGAGUCCCGGGGGGCCCAGAGACACAUGGCUGGGCAGGUGGGCAGGUGGGCAGGGGGCCCGCUGCUACCCGCCAGCCAGGACUCGGCCGCAGCCACUGAGGCCCA
Lemur catta (Ring-tailed lemur) is the source of this 5170-nucleotide messenger RNA. RefSeq names its product AT-hook transcription factor (gene AKNA). Gene Ontology annotation, cellular component: centrosome. Gene Ontology annotation, biological process: epithelial to mesenchymal transition; neuroblast division in subventricular zone; neuroblast delamination. Lineage: Eukaryota; Metazoa; Chordata; Mammalia; Primates; Lemuridae. Bases 785 to 5068 code for a protein of 1427 amino acids. The transcript is spliced from 21 exons. The record is from RefSeq and is a predicted model, not a curated record.